AUGGCGCCCCUAUCAGUGCUGCUGCUGCUGCUGCUGCCGCCACCACCAGUCCGGUUGUGGGCACAGCUGGAGGACCGGUGCAAAUGGAAUGUGGUACUCAACAAGUACCAGUCCUUGGGACAGGGCAGCGAAAAGUUUUUCGAACAGCUUCCAGUUUCCUUGUAUGAACUCUUCAAGAACCUGAAUGAUUUGCCUGUAGACCGAUCUGAGACGUACAUGGGCUUCCCUUACUAUCUGAAGAUUACUUUAAACUGCUAUUUGAAGGACAAGGGGACCAUAAUCCGUGGGAGUCACCUUACUGGAACGAACCCCAAAGUUCGGAUCUCCUUCUACACCCCUGUGAACUUCCGGAGCUGGAAGUCUGAAAGAUUGCAACUGGACAUGGAAGGAGCACCACUCAAAAGGUCGUGUUUGGCUGAGGAGACAUGUGAUUUGAAUUGGUUCACCCCAAUGCCCAUGAAGAAUGGCAGUCUCGUGAUGGAAGUUGAAAUCAUCUCUAACCACUUGGGAGAGCUCGUUGAAAAUGCCAGAUUCUUGAUAAAUAUCAAUGGGUUUAUGAAAAGAGAGAAGGGCAAACUGAUUUUUACCCUGGGAACUCAGACCAGGGGCAUAACCCACAGAGACUUUAUCAACACUGAGUCUAAGCCUGUCUGGGCUACUAUGGGCCAGGCUCCUGUGCUGAUCCUUGGAGGCAUUCCAGAUGAGAAGAUGAUUCUCAUCUCUGACUCUAGCUUUGAUGAGAUCACCCUGGUGGAGUUGAACAUUGAUAGCUGCUGGCUGGGCUCACUUCAGUGCCCUCAGGAACAGUUCACAGCUUCCAUCUUUGACGCCAUCUGCACCGAAAGCACCCUCUUCAUCCGACAGAACCAGCUUAUCUACUAUUUCACUGGAGAAUACGUAUCCUUGAAAGCCCCUGGAAGCAGCAAUUGGGUCCGAGUCUUGCAUAAUCGGUGUAUCAAGAGACUCUGUCCUGUGGAAACACCUCUCAACGGCUCUGAGUAUGUCUUGGCCUUGACCGGGGGCAAUGAAGAGGGCUUCUUCUUCUUGGGUACCAUCACAGAUGGCAUUGUGACUUUUAAGAUGUUUCCUCUAGAAAAAUCGCUUUGUCAAUACUUCAAAGUUGAUAGCUGUAAGCUUCUCUGGGUGGUGUACAACACGGCGAGGAACAAUUUUAUGCUUCUCAUGGAAUUCACCCAAGGCAAAGUCAGAGAUGCCUGGCUCAUGGAAUAUAUCGCAUACAUUGACAACAGCGUUGUGGACACGGUCUUCAAGCUCUAUGAUAUUCCUCCAUUUGUCCCUAAUGAUGGGGGCUUGGAUUUUGUGAUGCUGCUGGGCAUGGAGACGUACACUGACUAUCCUCUGAUCAUCAAGGGUCUGUGGAUCAAUCCUUUCUCCAACAUGAUGUUCAUUUGGGGCAAUGCUAUUCUGCAGAGCUAUGACUAUAAGAAUUUCAUUUACCUGGCGGAAUUCCCCAAGGAGUCCACCAUAAAGUACCUGGCCAGCAACUACCAAGGCGAAGUGGCCUGUGUCACUGAGACUGAGGAGAUCUGGUUCAUUGUUGAAGGAAGCAUCAAGGUGUAUAAACUGUACCCAUCAGAGGGCUGGGACACACUUUUCGCCCUUUCCCAGAUGGAGGCCUCCAGCCUAUAUUUACGUAAUGAGACCUCAGUCAGUGUCUUUUAUGAUGUUAUGGGUCUGCAGCAGCUAGUCUACCAGGUUGAUAAACAAGGGAAUGGAAAGCUACUGAAAAGGCUACUGCCAGUGAACCAGAUCUUGGUGUAUCAGCAGCUCUCUAUGACUACUCACGAUGAAACUGAAACGUCCAAAGGCAGCAUCCUUUCCUACAGUGCGGUCUGCCCUUUCCAGCUGAUGCAGCUGAGGGACCUGCCAACCCCACAAAUAUUCACAAGGCAGGAGCGAUAUCAUGCAGAUGCCCCUUUUGUGAGUUCCAUAAGUGGCUUCCACAAUAAAUUCUCCUUGGCCAUCUACCAGGGCCUCAUCUACUAUCUUCUCUGGCUCCAUUCCAAGUAUAAUAAGCCCUAUGCUGAUCCUGUCCAUGACCCUACCUGGAGUUGGUGGAAGGAGGAGAAGACAGAUAAGAAUUUUUUUGUCUAUCUAGCCAGUAACUUUCAAAGUACAUAUGGCUUGUACAUUAACAUGGACAGCUAUGUCAAGAGUUACAAGCAGGAGAAGUCAGAUAGACUGCCCCAAUACAUCUACCUGGACAAAGGGGACAUCUACAGCUUCUCUGUUUACCUCACCUCUCCUCAGUCAAUGCAAGUCAGUAGCAUGACGAGCAGGGGUAAUUUGCGUCUGGCUGUGGUGGUGGCUGACCCCAUGUGUGUGGCAACAGAUGUGGAGAAGCAUAAUCUCAUUAACCACAAUGCCAUCCUCUUCAAGGUGUCUAUCCAGGACAAAAAGGCAUGCUUUGAUCAAGGAAUCAGUGGACACAACCUGAUGAAAACAUCUGUACUCAUCAAGGUGGUUGAUUCGGCUGGGAAGUGCUUUCUUAAGACCCGAUCAGGAUAUGAGAUGCUGGGCAAUAACAUGAUACCUAUAUUAAUUGGCUGCCCCCUGGGCAAGCGGUUGGCCUUCGACAUCACUGCUACCCUUAAGUACAACAAGGAAGAAAAUAAGAGAUACUUUGACUGCGUGCACCCAGACCCUGAAAUGCCUUGCUUCUUAUUCACUGAUCCUUUUGUCCCUUUCUUCCUGAUCCAAGACAUGGUGACUGGUGAGUCAGGAAGCUUCAAUGGCAGCUACAUUCUGAAGGUGAUUGGUGGAGGAAUUUCCCUGGAUAACAUCACGGAUUACUCAGAGGCUGACAUCUACCGAUACAACAGCCCUGAGGACAAAUCUGAAAGCCACAUCUGGACCAUCUUAGGCGAGGAAAGAAAAAUCGGUUCCUACUUUAUCCUGCAGCAUAAUACCUCUGGUGUUCAGUGGCUGUGCCUGCAGAACUCUCCCUGUCAUGAUAUUAUACCUAGUCAUAUCUAUUCCCCUGAAUUCUUUUUCAAAAUCAUGGUGAGCAACAGGGAUGUGGACAAGAGCACCUACUGUGAUUAUCAGGUCAUCUUCUUACUCCAUGUCCAUGGCCUUCCACUCAGCAACAACAGGGCCCUCUGGUAUCUAUGGUUAACCCUGUAUGUGAUCUUGGGCCUUCUCUUCUUCUACAUCCUAUGUUGCUUCCUCUUUGUACAUGUAAAGAGAUUCUGGAACAAAAUCAAGGCUAAGUUCACUGAUAUCAUGACUACAGAAUCUUUCUACUCAUACUCAUCAUCUUCCUCCAUGCCUUCCAUGGUCAGCUCUAAGUUCAGUCAGGUGCAGAGCAAUGACGGAGAGAGGGCUUCUGUUCUCAAGCCAAGAGAGAAGAAAAAAACUUGA
Gracilinanus agilis (Agile Gracile Mouse Opossum) is the source of this 3384-nucleotide messenger RNA. RefSeq names its product cation channel sperm-associated protein subunit gamma-like. The record is from RefSeq and is a predicted model, not a curated record. NCBI's taxonomy places the organism in Eukaryota, Metazoa, Chordata, Mammalia, Didelphimorphia, Didelphidae. The coding region runs from base 1 to 3384 and encodes 1127 amino acids. Gene Ontology annotation, cellular component: motile cilium; CatSper complex; sperm principal piece. The transcript is spliced from 28 exons.